UUAAGAGAUCUUUUUACAAGAUCUUGAAAAUGUUGAAUUUUUACAAAUAAUUUCCUUAUCUCAAAUAGUUAUUCAUGACUUGUGGUUUGUGGAAUGAUUAACUAAUUAUCCCUAGAGUGGGAUGGGUCAGGCUCAUUAUAAAUAUAGUUCAAGGCAUUAACAUGAAACUACUUUAUGACUAAAACAGGCCAUUUAUUGUAAUUUUAAGCAACAGAAUGGAGGUGACUGGUCGUCGAUCACAAAAAAGUAGUGUUAAAUGCAAUACAGACAUUCCGCUACGUGACCAGGAGGUAACUGGGCGUCGAUCAUUAAAAAGUAGUGUUAAGAGUGAUACAGAUAUUAAACUAUGUGAGCUGGAGAUGACUAGGAGUGGAUCACAAACUAGCAGUGUUAAAAGAUAUACAGAUAUCUCACUUUGUCAGAUAUGUGAAUGUGACGGCACGGAAGUUUACGCUCAUUGUUACUGCAAAACAUGUCAUAAACAUUUAUGUACCUCCUGUUUACAGUAUCACCAGUGUCUUCAAAGGAACAAUAGACAUGUCAUUAAAAACAAAGAAAACCAGAUAAGCAACAAAGUUCAUGAUGAAGGAAGCUUCAAGUUUUGCGAUAUACAUGAAACAGAAAUCGUGAAGCUUUAUUGUCAAAGACACAAUUCUGUAGGAUGUGAGCAGUGUAUGAAUCUCUAUCAUAAAAAGUAUCUGGGUUGCAUGGUGCAACCCAUUGCAGACGUGUCCAGAAACUAUGACAAUAGCAGAGAACUUGCCAAGAUCAAAGAGGAGUUGAAUAAUUUAAUGUCUGAAAUUAUUUCUUCCAGGCAUGAAGUACUCUCAUCUUUGAACGAUGCUGAGAAAUUGAAGGAGACCCAGGUUGAUAAAGUUAAAACAUUUCACGCCGAGUUAAAACAGUACAUCAAUGCUUCUGAAGAAGAAAUCCUCCAAAAAGUGGAACAAAUACAUGCCAAUGAUGUCAAAUAUCAAACCGAACUAUGUAACCAAUGUGAAACCAUAGCGACUGAAAUAAACAAAUAUCAAGAACAACUUGAUCAAAGUUCAGUUGAAGCUCACAAUUUAUUUGCUACAGCUAAGCUUGCACAUAAAAAAUUGUGCUCCUUCAGGGAUUCAAUUGAAGAUGUGGUGGUCUCAAAGACAAAGAUAAGUACUUACAAGUUUGUACCCUCCUCUGAUUUACCAACAAUAAAAGAGAAGCUAGGACCUUUGGGAACUUUGGAUAUUGAUAACAAAGACAGUGAAGAAUGUGAUUUCAGUAAGUCAGAACUUGUUGGUAAAGUAAAUGUGCAAAUGGAGGUAGAAGAUGAUUGCUGCAUAACAGGGAUGGUCAUGAUUUCAGGAGAUGAAAUUCUGCUUGCUGAUAAUGCCAACAGUUCUCUGAAAAUCUACAACAUCAAUGAAAAUAUGGUAACCUCCAUGUGUAAAUCGUUUGCGAAACCGUUUGACGUCACCACUAUCACGUUCGAAACUGCUGCUGCGACUUUACCCACAGUUGGUGAAAUAUUGUUCCUGAACACAAAAAAUGGCCUUACGCUAGACAGAACUUUAAGAGUGCGAAAGAACUGCCGAGGAAUUGAUCACAGCAAUGGUUUACUAGCAGUGACCUUCACCUCACCACCAACAGUUCAGGUACUCAAUUUGAAUGGUAAAAUUUUGCACCAAAUUCAAGAUACAGAAACAUUUCAACUCCCUGGUAGUGUUGUCUUCACAAAUGAUAGCACUUGUUUGUUAGUCUCAGAUUUUGGGAAGAAUACAGUCUAUAAGCUGGAAAUAAAUGAUAACCUGACUGUUCAUUCGGAAUUUAAAAAUUUGAACCGACCAAGUGGACUAGUACUGGCCAAGAGCAACACGGCGAUCGUCUGCUGCACAGGAGAUAAUGAGCGCCUUAGUAUGAUUAACAUUAGAGAAAAAGAUGUACAAUUUCUUAAUACGAAUCAUGUACAAAAACCAGUAUCAAUAACAAUCAGCAAAGGACAUGACUACAUGUAUAUCUGUGAAAAUAAAGGAGCCGUAGACAGUAACUACAUAAUAGUAUAUCAUCUUGAAUGAUGAAAUUCACGUAACUUUGAACAAUCUCCCUAAAAUCUGAGACAAAUUUUUUGACAACAAAACAUUGAAAUGUACACACCACCAUGACCAGUAUAUCUCUAAUUUGUCCAAUAACAUAAAAAAGUUUUAAUCAAUUUUUUGUCUGAUAUUUUCAGUAUCAAAUGAAAUAUAUCUAAUAUUAUGACUCAUAAGAAAGUUAAACACAAACUUAUAAUAUCCAAUUUUUUUCCAAAGUAAAGAGGCUCUAAUUCAUUCCAAACAAUUAGGAUGGACAGCAAGUAAAAAUAAAACAUUUGAUUUUCACUUACAUGUAAAUUUCACAGAUAAAAGACAUUAAAUAUUUCAUAUUUUAAAGGUUUGUUUAUUUGUGUGUCUGUAUGUAUGGAUUGGAUUAAAGAAAUUUUUUCCCUAUUUUUCUGCCUUUAUGAAUGAGUCACAUACUUAAGAUGACAACAUUUCUGAAAGAAGUUGUACAGUAUGUAUACUACAUUCCUAAAGAAAAUAGUACAGUGCUAAAUAAAAAUAUCAGUUUCCAUUACCUUGUUUAGAAUUGCACUUAAUAAAAAAUUUAUGUAAUAUGCUGCUCAGUGUGUUUAAGAAUAAUGAAUUAU
Molecule: messenger RNA, 2668 nt
Organism: Ruditapes philippinarum (Manila clam)
Lineage: Eukaryota; Metazoa; Mollusca; Bivalvia; Venerida; Veneridae
Exons: 1
Coding region: 216-2057 (613 amino acids)
Molecular function (GO): zinc ion binding
Source: RefSeq, a predicted model, not a curated record